Molecule: messenger RNA, 825 nt
Organism: Puccinia triticina
Lineage: Eukaryota; Fungi; Basidiomycota; Pucciniomycetes; Pucciniales; Pucciniaceae
Exons: 9
Coding region: 1-825 (274 amino acids)
Source: RefSeq, a predicted model, not a curated record
AUGAGCGCCCUGCCCUUCAGGCCGAGUUAUGGGUCCGAAGUACCAUUUCGGAAUUUUAUAAAUAGGAGCCCUUUGAGUCUCGAUCUCACCUCCACCCUUCAAGCAUCCGUGAGGCGUACACCGACAGUCAAAGAAGUCCUAGCUGUCCACUCUCAACAUUCGAAAAUGAAAGUUACUACAACCGCCAUCCUUCUCGUCGCCUCUGCGCUAUCUGGCUUGAUAUCUGCUGCACGUAAUACGCAAUGUUACGACUACUUCUUGAAAAAAUCCCCCAACAAAUGUGUUCAUUACGCCAUGGAAAAAAAACAAAGAUGUCCGGAAGAUGAUAUUGCGACCCACAGCAGCGCAAUGGUUCAGAUGUUUGAGCAUGAUCAUCACCACAACCACGGGGACGCGCACCAGUUGGAACGUCGAUACGACAACUUGAAAGCACCUCCGAUCACCCAGCCACACGCCAAAAUAACUUUUAGAUGCCCUAAGACUCACGGUUUAGCCAGCGAUGGUACCUGGAACUACGGCGUAUGCCUCUGGGACGGGGGCGCCCAAGGCAGUGGUUGGGUCGACGAAUUUGAAAGGCGCAACUGCGGGAAAAAAGUAUACGUCCAAAGGAGGGGUCAACCUAAAACUCACGUGUACGCCAGAAUUAUCGGCGGAUGUGAUCUCAAAACUCCGGAGCCAAGUCAAGGAUGCUUCAACCUUGCGAUCGGUCCACAUCUAUUCCGCGCAUUGAAACCCAAUCGAUAUGAAGAAGCACAUCAAACAAUCACAUCUCUGUCUUGGGACUUCCUCGUUUCCGACGAUGAUCCAGAGCAAGGCUCAGCCUGA